AUGGCCAUAUAUUGUUCAUUAUUUGUUUUAUUUUUAUUUAUUAUUGGCACAUUUGGUAAUUUAUUAUCUAUUGCCGUAUUUCUUCGUCAUAAAUUUCGUUCACGUUUAAUCACACCAGUUUUUAUUGUUCUACUAAUAACAGAUUCUAUUUAUUUUACUCUUCGUUUAAUUAAAUUAAUUUAUUAUAAUCCAGCAUUGUUCAUAAAAUAUUUAGGUAAAUCGUGUACAUUUCCAAUUAUUAUUAAUAUAUUUUAUUUUAUUUCUCAUAAAUUUCAUGUUCUAUUUAGUCCACUUGUUCAUUAUGAAACUUAUAUACGUUUUUCAUUAAUUUUAAUGGCAUUUGUUAGUAUACAACGUUGUAUACAUAUAAAAAAAACAAAAAUAAUAAUUAAUUCAAAUAAAUGGUCAUACAUAUUUAUAGUACUUGCUUUUAUACUUACAUAUUUAUUUGAAUUUUUUGGUUUAACAAUAUUUUGUUCAAAAAAGAAUAAUCGUCUUUUAUUAUUUAAUUGGUUUAGAUAUACUGUUCAACAUUUACAUAAUUAUACGAGAUUAUUGACAAUGCAAAUGAUUAAUAAUACAAAUGAUUAUGAAUGUAUUCAACAAUAUAUUGGACAUAUUCGUUCAAAUUCAACAGUCUCUUGUACCAAAGAACAACUAUUGAAUAUAUUAGGUAAUAUGAAUGAUCUUGUGUUUGUUAAUAUAGCAUCACUAAACCAAUUUUUAACAAUAGUACAUGUAUUAUUGUUCGAGACUGUUAUAAAAUAA
Molecule: messenger RNA, 768 nt
Organism: Didymodactylos carnosus
Lineage: Eukaryota; Metazoa; Rotifera; Eurotatoria; Philodinida; Philodinidae
Source: the annotation of a GenBank genome assembly